AUGUCUUCCACCACAGCUGCCGCCAGUACCAUCGCCCGAGGGGUGCAAAAACUGUUCGUGGGCAACCUACCGUGGACGGUCAGCACAAAGGAGCUGAAAACGUACUUCUCCAAGUACGGUCACGUCCAUUCGACCAACGUAAUCUAUGACAAGUCGACCGGCAUCAGUCGCGGCUACGGGUUCAUCGUGUUCAGUACGCGGGAGGGCUUCACCAAUGCCACCAACAACCGGUUGCACGUGCUCGAGGGACGUGUGCUGGACUUGCAACCUGCCUCUUCUUAAAAUUAAACAUAAAUUCUAGCUACAUAGCAAAGGGGGAAUGAUUCGUUUUAAAUAGUUACAGAGUCGAAUUCAUGAUUUCGUUGAAUAGAAACAUUAUUUAGCUGUAAUCCGU
Molecule: messenger RNA, 394 nt
Organism: Anopheles gambiae (African malaria mosquito)
Lineage: Eukaryota; Metazoa; Arthropoda; Insecta; Diptera; Culicidae
Gene: SLIRP2
Product: SRA stem-loop-interacting RNA-binding protein, mitochondrial
Exons: 1
Coding region: 1-282 (93 amino acids)
Molecular function (GO): mRNA binding
Source: RefSeq, a predicted model, not a curated record